This is a messenger RNA of Nilaparvata lugens (brown planthopper), 1514 nucleotides long. RefSeq lists its product as uncharacterized. NCBI's taxonomy places the organism in Eukaryota, Metazoa, Arthropoda, Insecta, Hemiptera, Delphacidae. Bases 649 to 1452 code for a protein of 267 amino acids. The transcript has 2 exons. The record is from RefSeq and is a predicted model, not a curated record.
AUAAAUUCAAGUAAAGUAGGCUACCGUAUAUUUUAGAAUUUAAUUAUAAUAUAAAGUAUUUCAAUAUUUAUAGUUUUGAGAAGAAAAUUAUGUUUGUAGGUAGGCCUAAUGAUCAUAAUUAUCAUUGAAUAAUAAAUUCAAGUAAAGUAGGCUACCGUAUAUUUUAGAAUUUAUAAUAUAAAGUAUUUCAAUAUUUAGAAAAAGCAAUAAGGCUACACAUAGGUAACUUAACAGCUUUUAAAUUUUUUAGAAGUCCUAAGUGUAGACUAAGCUAUAUUCCUAUUCUUUCUCAUUCAGUAUGAAAUUUUCAAACUUGCCUCAUUUUUCAGCUAUACUAUCGCUAUGACAACCCACAAUAGCCACUGCCACUACCCUGCUCCAAGAACACAAGAUAACUUCCGUUUUCAUCCCCAAGCAUUUAGCACUGUUUCCAUGUCUAGCCAUUUUCCCAUUUUGUAUUUGUGUUUCAGAAGGGUAAAACCGCGUUGUUAUUUCAUCUAGUGUUCAAUUUUUUUAAGUAGGCUAUUAGUUUGAAAUUAGACAUAGAAUAGUUUGUAGGUACAGUAGUAUUAGAGUUUAAAGAUAUUCAUAAGUUUAGGAUUUUAGUUUAGGAUAGUCAGUCGAUAAUCAUCACUUUAUUAGGCUACCAUGUCGAAAUCAGUUUUUGCUUCAAAUAAAAUACUGGUCCUGCAACAAAUAAGAGAGAAAAAAGCAGUCCUGUUCGGAAAAUUCUCCGACGAGGUUUGUAAGGCCCAAAAGAUAGAUGCAUGGAAGGAAAUCCACAGUUUGGCAUUAGGCAUGGGAGUUGUGGGGCCUGAUAAGCAAUGGACCUACACAAGAGAUGUUUUAUGGCAAAAUGCCAGAAAAUCUACUAUGAAAAAGGUCGACAAUCAAAAAAAGACCGGGUCGGCAGGAGGGCCAGAAUGGAAAUUAAAUACGCUUGAUAAUAUCGUACUUGAUAUUAUUGGGAGGGACAGCUCAGUGCUCACUGAUUUGGGAGUAGCUGAAACCUGGAGUAUUGAACAGGACCCUCCUGAGCAGGCUGAACACAGCUCAUUUGAAGUUGAAGUGCCAGCUGACAAUGUGGUUGCCCCAGCUGUACCUGAGGCUACAACAACUUCGGCCGCCACCGCCUCCACCUCAUCCGCAUCUUCAACACCCUUCACCGCCACCUCAACACGGGCCCGGGCCUCUUUGGUCGGCCGGAGCAGGCGCAGGCUGACCAGAAUCAGCCCUCUGCAGAGAAGGAGGGGGUAUUCCCCUCAGGAUGUCGAAGAUGCCAAAGAUCGGAGGGUGUUCUUGCAGAACUCUUUGUUAGAACACCAAGUUCAUCAUAAAAAACUUCAAAUUUUAAAAAUUGAAGAGGAAUUAAAGCUUCCACAUAGCAUAUUUACGGACGAGUUGUUGACAGUAGAACAUGAAGUUAUUGAUUCACAAGAAGACUUACAAUAGUCCCUAGUUCUAUUUCUCUUAUUCGUUUUUAUAAUCUAACAAUACAGAUACAUAGUUGAUAA